This is a messenger RNA of Lentinula edodes (shiitake mushroom), 1282 nucleotides long. RefSeq names its product aldo/keto reductase. Lineage: Eukaryota; Fungi; Basidiomycota; Agaricomycetes; Agaricales; Omphalotaceae. The record is from RefSeq and is a predicted model, not a curated record. The coding region runs from base 189 to 1208 and encodes 339 amino acids. Gene Ontology annotation, cellular component: cytoplasm. The transcript is spliced from 9 exons.
ACGAUUUCUCAGCUUGGAUUUCUCAUUUUAUUUUAGAACCGAGUUCUCUCCGAUGUAUGAAGGAAACUGUGGUCCCGGACUUGACCGAUAUCGAAAACCUUUAUAAAAGUUGAAAAAACCUUAUAACCUCCAUCCAAACAUCGCUUCUCUUUGCAACCCAUCGUCCCAAUACAAGAUCUCAAUUGACAAUGACAAUCAAAACACUCAAACUUGGAGGUACUGCUUCAGACAUAACAGUUGGUCCAGUUGCUCACGGUUUGAUGCUGAUGACAUGGACUCCCAACCCAGUCAGCGACGAGCAAGCUUUUGAAUCUAUCAAGGCCGGCGUUGACGCCUUACCGACUGGGACCAAAGCUUUUCUGAACAGCAGCGAAUUUUAUGCGAUGGAUUUCGGUACUGCUAACCUGGAAUUACUGUCCAGAUUCUAUGCAAAAUACCCGGACUAUGCAGACAAAACAUUCCUCUCUGUGAAAGGUGGCGUUCGUAAUGGAGGCCCUGAUGGCUCCAUGGAAUGCUUGAGGGCCAGUGUCGAUAAGAUUCAAAGCGCUCUCGGACCCAACAAGAAACUCGAUCUCUUCGAACCCGCUCGCAUUGACCGCAAAACUCCUCUCGAAACCAUCAUGAACAACCUGGUCACUCUUGUCAAGGAAGGCAAAUUCUCGCACAUCGGUCUCUCGGAGUGUAAUGCAAACACUUUGCGUAAAGCUAACGAGAUUUAUCCUAUAACCGCGGCCGAGAUCGAAGUCAGUCCGUGGUCCUACGAUCAUAAUCAGAAGGCAGUUAUUUCUACUGCACGCGAAUUGAACAUCACUGUUGUCGCAUAUUCGCCUUUGGGACGAGGCUAUCUGACUGGUCAGAUCAAAUCUACCAGCGACCUUCCCGAGGGUGAUAUUCGCUCUCGUUUGACGCGUUUCAAGGAAGAAAACUUCAAGGCCAACUGGGCUAUAGUCGAGGGUUUGCAAGUUAUCGCCAAGAAGAAAGGCGUCACUCCCGCACAGUUGAGUAUAGCCUGGGUUGCUUCUCUCGGACCACACAUGUUACCGCUUCCAGGAUCCUCGAAAGCUUCCCGCACUCUCGAGAAUUUGAAGGCUGGAACUCUUGAACUCACUCCUGAAGAAUCGAAAGCUAUCGACGAGGUGAUCACCACCAAUCCUGUGUUCGGUGAUAGGUACUUCGGUUCAGACGAACAGGCUCAUCUCUGGGGGUAAAUGUAAUUAAGCGUGAAGAGUAAAUCUCCUUGUACUUACUAGGACAAAACAAAUAAAUCAGUCGCUCGAACAUA